AUGUCAUUUCUGGCCAAGCAAGCCCGCCAGGACCCCGUUUCACGCCGAAAUCUUCUCCUAGUUCUGUACGAAAAUCUCAAGUUCAAACCCGUUCAGGCCAUAAAAGAAGGACAACUCCCUGCCGUUCCGUCCUCCGAUCCCAAAGAUCCACUCAAUCUCAGUUGUAAUUCGCUUCAUGCGCUUGCGAUAGGCGUAGAUGUGAACGACCCGAAAACCUUUGACGAUGUUGUCUAUCCAGUUCUACCUGCCGCUUCCUUUUGGAUAUCCUUGUAUUGCGAACCCCAGACGCUCUCAGGGAGUCACUUAUGUGUCUCGGUACAUUUGCUGGUCGUACAGCUCGGACAUUCAUACAUUCUCGACGCUCUUGGAUAUGGCCUGCUUCCAUCCUUGCUCAAGGCAACAGAUUGUCUUUAUCGUUAUCGGCGUUUCACGCCAAUCAAACCGCUUCAAGUUGCCAAUUCUUUAGAGGUGAUUAUGUCGCAAAUUCUUGAGAAGAUUUCAUCACGUUUUGUCUAUGCUUCGAUCUUAAAGAGAAGCAGCAUGUUCAUAUACAAAGCGGAACGGGCUGGCAGGUUUCCAGGAUUCCGAGUUAGCGAUCGUGCAGUGGAUAUCAGUGUCCUUUGUAGAGCAUGGGUAGAUUUUGGAUGUCUUUCAUCGUACAGAAUGGAUAUACUCACGAGUGAUGAGUACAGACUCUGUGGUAACGCGCAGUGCCCCAGAAGAUCCGGAAAAGCCGCAACGACUGUAUUAAUGCGUUGUGCUGGGUGUCAGUUGGAGCUGUAUUGUUCAAGUACAUGCCAAAGAGAUGACUGGAAGGCACAGCGCCGUAAUCUUUGCAAGGAUAUAAAAAGGAUUAGAAACGACGGCGGAGUGCUACCCAUUUCCCGGAGCGACAAAAACACACUGAAAGUGUUCAAUGCCGCGUUUGUUAAGCACUACAAAAAUCUGUCCGCGGAGUGGGCAGAUGCUAAGAAAGAAUAUAUCGAGGAAAAGGGCGAGCCCGAGGAUCCUGACUUGCCGUUCCUUUUGUGCCUAGACUAUGACAGUUCAGACCACGAACCUCAGCUAGACAUUGGCCUGCCAAGGUCAUUCAAGGAUGAAGAAAACUUUAAUGAUCUAGUAUCUAUGGCAGGGGCUGGCCUUGGUACACUGGUGUACUGGAGUAUUCCCGAUGGACAGGAUACCAUUAACAAGUUGGAAUUGUUUGCAUAGCGAUUGUAUAAUAAUACCGAAGUCGCCAUCUAAAUUCUCGCCUGAGCGACUGAAUUCAAAUAAAGAUUUUCAUGAGAGAUACAUGAUGUUGCUAUAAGAACAGGUAGCUCAUAAACCUCAUUAUUGGUUGUCAAUAGUCAGGAUCGGCAUUAGAAUCAUCACGCUCAUCCUCCGAUUCUACCACCUCGCUCUCAACCUCUUCAUCCGCAAGCUG
Molecule: messenger RNA, 1426 nt
Organism: Desarmillaria tabescens
Lineage: Eukaryota; Fungi; Basidiomycota; Agaricomycetes; Agaricales; Physalacriaceae
Exons: 5
Coding region: 1-1212 (403 amino acids)
Source: RefSeq, a predicted model, not a curated record